Molecule: messenger RNA, 3050 nt
Organism: Cynara cardunculus var. scolymus (artichoke)
Lineage: Eukaryota; Viridiplantae; Streptophyta; Magnoliopsida; Asterales; Asteraceae
Product: transcription factor LHW
Exons: 11
Coding region: 486-2810 (774 amino acids)
Biological process (GO): regulation of DNA-templated transcription
Molecular function (GO): protein dimerization activity; DNA-binding transcription factor activity
Source: RefSeq, a predicted model, not a curated record
AAUCUCAUGAGAAAGAAAACACCACAACAGACCCAGUUGAAAACCAUCUCACCAACCCAUUCAUCCUCUCUUCAUCGACAGUCAACACUCAUUGGAAUCGGAAAUCCCAAAAGCUGUAAACAGAAUUGACAUUUUAUGUUUUUCUGCGUUCUAAACAUGAUGGAGAAGAGACUUGCCAAAAACUCUGACCUCAAAGCUUCUGGAAUAGAGUAACAACAACCUUUUUCUCACCACCACUUGUUCUUCUUCUUUCAAACAACAACCCAUUUCAGUUGUAUCUGUCUACAUGUCUAGAAUGACAUGGGUAUUGAUUUUGGGGGGAAAUUUGGAUCCAGAGAGAAAAAGGAGUGGUGGGUUGAGAACUAAACAGGCCGGAAGAGGUUCUUGCCGGGGUAGUUAGGCUCAUUAUUUCCCCUUUUCCCCAAUCGACUGCUUCUUUUUUCUCUUAAUUGAUCCACCUUCUUAAUCUCACUGGUUUUUUCGAUAUGGGUUAUCUACUAAAAGAAGCUCUGAAAACCCUAUGUGGUGUCAAUCAAUGGUCUUAUGCUAUUUUCUGGAAGAUCGGCUGCCAAAACCCUAAGCUUCUAAUAUGGGAAGAAUGUUAUUACGAACCUGUUAUUUAUGCUAAUGCUGGGAAUGGAGUUCAAGCCAGGAACAAAGUCCACACACUUGUAACCAAAAUGAUGAAGGACAGCUACAUCAAUCUUUUAGGAGAAGGAUUAGUUGGGAGGGUUGCAUUCACUAGAAAUCAUCAAUGGAUUAUCUCGGAUAACAAAAUGCUAGGUGUCCAUCCACCCGAGGUAUCGAAUGAGGUGUAUACACAAUUCUCAGCCGACAUUCAUACAAUAGCAGUUAUUCCAGUUCAUCCUCAUGGUGUUGUUCAACUUGGCUCAUCCUCAACCAUCAUGGAGAAUAUGGGAUUUGUGAAUGACGUGAAGAGUUUAAUUUCUCAACUUGGAUGUGUUCCUGGUGCAUUAUUAUCCGAAAACUACAUGCAAAACGAAGGUUCCUUGGACCCUAGUCCAAAUCAUCGGGAACCCAUCUGCCUUCGGGAUUCUGUUUCUACUCAUUCAUCUGGAAAAUCUAAAUUGACUUACUGCACCCUCUUUACUUCAGAUGGCUGCAACCAACAGGGCCACUCACCUCAGGCUUCAGGAACCAGUGGUCAUACUUCUUUCUCUCUUAGUAGACAUAUCGGACAUAGCCAAGUGGCUAGCGGUUCGAUGCUUGCAAGUCCGCCUAUAAUUUUUCAAAGUUCUACAAAAUCCUGUGAAGUUCAAGAAAUUGGAGCCUCUGGGGAAGUGGUGCCUCAGGCUAAUUUGUACCCAAAGAAUGAUCAGCAAACUUCUUUUGGCUCGUUCUUAGCAAACUGUGAUACCUUAAGAUCAAUGGAACAACAUAUACUAUCGGAUGCAUUUUUGGGAGAUCUUGAAAAUGACACUAUGAUGUCUCAGAUUGCAAGAAAGUCAAACGACGUUCGUGGACUGGCUGCAAGUUCAAAUCCACCGCCUCUUUCGGAUGCUCACUUCACUUGCACCCACGUUGACGAGCCGAAGCCAACUUUCGAUAAAGAAAAGCUAGAACAUGAGUUAUUUCAAGCUCUUACUAUGUCCUCAGAAGAAGCAUGUCCAAAAGCUCCAUCAAGGGAUGACUUGUUUGAUAUUGUGGGCAUGGAUUUCAGAAACAAAUUAUUUGGUGGAAAUCACAAUAACUUUGUUAACAAUGGGGUCGAACCAAACCCGCAAAAUCUAACUAGGAAUGAUAGUUCGGUUUUAGAGCUUCAGAGUGCAGCAGGUUCUGAUCUCUUUUCGGUUUAUGAAGGAGAAUCUGAUAGCGGUAUUUAUUCAUCAACAGCCAGUGACCAUCUUUUAGAUGCAGUCGUCUCCAAGGUUCACACGUCGUUGGCAAAAAACAAUGGCUCCUCUGUUCCUGUUGCUUAUUCAUCACCCAUUUGGGCUAAUCAGGGUGUUCAUUUGAUGCAAGGAGAGUUGGUUGGUGUCCCCAAAUCUUUGAAAAAAACAGGGGUAACGAGUUCUUAUUCAUACAAAUCUGGGAUCUCCAAGGAAGAUGUGGGAAAUUUUUCUGAUAGUAGCUCUAUCAUUUCAUCACAAAUCAGUUCUUGGAAGGAGCAAAGACACAAUGUGAGAAAGAAUAGCAGUGGUGUUGCAUCUGAGUAUGCAAAAAGGGCUGAUGAAAUCAGCAAAUCGAAUCGUAAGAGGCUUAAACCUGGAGAAAAUCCUAGACCCCGACCAAAAGAUCGCCAGAUGAUCCAAGAUCGUGUAAAAGAAUUGAGAGAAAUCAUCCCAAACGGUGCCAAGUGUAGCAUCGAUGCCUUGCUAGAACGCACCAUCAAGCAUAUGCUUUUUUUGCAAAGUGUUACAAAGCACGCAGAUAAGCUAAAACAAACUGGGGAAUCGAAGAUUGUGAGCAAGGACGGCGGGCUAUUGUUGAGGGACAACUUUGAAGGAGGAGCAACCUGGGCAUACGAGGUUGAUUCUCAAUCGAUGGUCUGCCCGAUUAUAGUCGAGGAUCUGAAUUCACCUCGGCAAAUGCUAGUGGAGAUGCUUUGUGAAGAAAGAGGUUCGUUCUUGGAGAUAGCCGAUGUUAUUAAAGGAUUGGGAUUGACAAUCUUGAAGGGGGUGAUGGAAUCUCGUAACGACAAGAUAUGGGCCCACUUUACCGUAGAGGCUAACCGGGACGUGACAAGAAUGGAAAUCUUUAUCUCGCUUGUUAGCCUCUUGGAUUGCGGCGGCAAUGCGAAUGUUUCGGUCCAUGAGCAAGCGGCCACCGGCCCGACGGGAAGUGCGUAGUAUAGAGUAGUGAUGGUGGCAUGUGGGUUAGAAAUGUUGAGAGCAGGUGUGCCAUGACCGACAUCGAUCCCAGCCACCCGGAUCUUCUUGAUGUAGUAUCGUAUUAUGACCCGGAAUUUGUGUAGUUGAUGAAUGUUGUUGGUGUAUUUGGUCUUUUUCUUUUCUACUCUGGUUUUGUUACAAGAGGGCGUUUGAAGGGAAUGGAAAAGGGGAAAUACCAUUUUUACCCCUCAAACCGGG